AUGUGGGUCGAUGGAACCAUGCUAAAAAGGGAUAUAAAGCCAGAAACUGACAGACCACGCAAAGUCCGGUUUCGGAUCGCGUCAUCUCACAGCGGGCGAGUUCUGAAGGAGGUAUAUGACGAUGGGCGACCAGCAGGCUCUCUGGAUUCUGAAUGUGCCAGUAUCUGUGGCAUAGAUGGACUCAGUGAGUCUGAUGGACAGCAAAAUGGCCACAUAGGAUCGGAAGGUGACGAGCAGGAGAAUGACCAGGAUAACUUGCUGGUCUUAGCACGGGCUGCCAGCGAGAAGGGGUUUAGUACAAGAAGAGUCAACAUUGUAAGCAAAAAUGGCACAGUCAGAGGUGUUAAGUAUAAAGUCAGUGCCGGACAAGCUCUGUUUAACAACUUGACCAAAGUAUUACAGCAACCAUCCACUGACCUAGAGUUUGACCGCGUCGUGAUAUAUACCACUUGCCUGCGUGUGGUACGGACAACCUUUGAAAGGUGUGAACUGGUUAGGAAAAUCUUCCAAAACCACCGAGUAAAAUUUGAAGAGAAAAACAUAGCUCUGAAUGGUGACUAUGGAAAAGAGUUGGACGAACGAUGCCGUCGGGUUUCCGAAGCACCUUCCCUCCCUGUCGUGUUCAUUGAUGGCCAUUAUCUUGGGGGUGCUGAGAAAAUUUUGUCAAUGAAUGAAUCAGGAGAACUGCAAGACCUCUUAACCAAAAUUGAGAGAGUGCAGCAUCCACACGAGUGCCCCUCCUGCGGAGGCUUCGGCUUUCUUCCCUGCUCCGUCUGCCAUGGGAGCAAGAUGUCAGUGUUUCGAAACUGCUUUACAGACUCUUUCAAGGCCCUGAAGUGCACAGCUUGCAACGAGAAUGGUCUUCAGCGCUGUCAGAGCUGCGCUGGUUAGCACUUCCACCCCCAGAACACCUGCUUUCCUUCACUGAAGGCAAUCAUUGGGUUUAUACUUUUUUUUUUUAAUGGCUGGCUAUGUUUCUGGAUUAAUCAAUAAACUUUGUUUAUUAUAA
Molecule: messenger RNA, 1009 nt
Organism: Phacochoerus africanus (Common warthog)
Lineage: Eukaryota; Metazoa; Chordata; Mammalia; Artiodactyla; Suidae
Gene: GRXCR1
Product: glutaredoxin and cysteine rich domain containing 1
Exons: 4
Coding region: 1-891 (296 amino acids)
Biological process (GO): sensory perception of sound; inner ear receptor cell stereocilium organization
Cellular component (GO): stereocilium; kinocilium
Source: RefSeq, a predicted model, not a curated record